AUGUCGACAUCUGAUCAUCCAGAGUCAGAUGGUCAGACGGAACGUGCCAAUCGUGUCCUUGAAGAGAUACUUCGAGGAUACGUACACUCCUUUAAGAGUUGGAGUGAGUUCUUGCCAAUGGUAGAGUUUGCCAUUAACAACUCGGUGCAUGCGUCCACGACACAUACACCGUUUUACGUGAAUGGCUUGCGCCAUCCGCGUGUACCCACCUUACUAGAGUGUAGCUCUGGUUUAAGGGAGGGAGGAACUCGCGCGAGCAAAAACCGAAUUGGUUCACGCUCAUCACGCUCUGACGAAGAGGUCAUUGCGUUUGAUGCCGAUAUCGACAACAUCGAUAUCGAAGAAGAUGAUGCCAGUGAGAGCGAGGAAGCCCUCACUGAAGAAGAGAUUGAUGUCGCUGCAGUGCACUCACAGCGCACCGAAGCUAACGAGUCAGCAGAUGAGUUCAUACUGGCUCGUGGAACGGUAGUCCGUUUUGUUCAAUACUCCAUCGCCGAAGAGGUGGAUAAGCAAAAGCAAAACGCAGACAAGAAUGGAAGGGCAAACACUCUUUGA
This is a messenger RNA of Peronospora matthiolae, 555 nucleotides long. Lineage: Eukaryota; Oomycota; Peronosporomycetes; Peronosporales; Peronosporaceae. The record is from the annotation of a GenBank genome assembly.